Molecule: messenger RNA, 2987 nt
Organism: Pseudogymnoascus verrucosus
Lineage: Eukaryota; Fungi; Ascomycota; Leotiomycetes; Thelebolales; Thelebolaceae
Exons: 2
Coding region: 637-2676 (679 amino acids)
Source: RefSeq, a predicted model, not a curated record
AUAUAAUCAUAAUAAAAACAUAAAAGCAUGACUACCUCCGUAAGCACGACUCGAUUGCUACGUACGUACUUGUGUAAUUCAAAACAUAACUUUUAAUAGGUGUGUGAAACUCGCUCAUCUCGUUCAUCUCGCUCAUCUCAUUCAUACACCGCUGUUAUAUUAUGAAGAGAUUAUGAUGAGACACUUCUCCUAUCCUUCUCCUGCUUCUUCUUCUCAAGAAUAACAAAAGCUUAUCCACAUCACAUCACCUCACCUUCACAAAUUCACAAUUCACAAUUCAACCAGUACAUGUCCAACGCUGAAUGUUGAUACUCCUACUCGAUUAAGUACAUACAUACUACGUCCAUCGUGGUGGGGAAAUACGCGUAGUAACAGGGUCAACAAGGCUACGCUGUUACCCUGUUACGGUCCCUUCGUUGUCCGGGUUCCAGAGCGGACUCACAACAACAACAACCACAGAUACAUCAUCUACUAUUUACAUUCCCGAUUAUCUAGGACGUGACGACCAACAGAAGAGCUCAGAGCAGCCUCUCAUCACACCAACAUUCUUUACCUUCACCCAAGUUAACUGUCUCAAGCUUUGUCUUUAUGGUCAUACAAAGCAAGGGCCAUACGUGAGCAGCAGCAACGACCAUCAUGGAUCCGCACGUGUUUCCAAGCAACACUCCACAGGGCAAGCCUGAGGGUGAUGUGAAAGCCCCCAAAUCUUUCUCCAAAGGAAGCAAGAGACUUUUUAGUCACACUUUCUCAGGGUACUCGCAAGAGGAAGACAGUGCCAGUAACUACGGAAGUGGCAGCGAUGGACGCCACCUUGAUGAAGAUGACCCGUUCGAGAAGCGUCACCGCACCAGUGACUGGCCACUUGGGGGCAAUGGGAAGGCCGUUGAAGGCGCUGCAGCUGACGGACCUGAUUCCCCAACCAGCAAUUAUUCUGACGAUGGCGUCCAACCGCGCUCAUCCAAGUUCAUUGAAGGGAGCAUGAGGAACAGAGCGAGCCAAAAGCCGCCAAGAAAGUAUGUGGUCACUGAGACCGAGUUGAACUGUGCCGGGGAAAAUGAGUGCACCAAGAAUGGGAAGCUACAGCGCAACAAGCUGAUCCGCAACUCCAACCACUCCGUACCAGCAGUGGCGGGAGAAGCCAAAAAUGAAGCAAACCGUCACUCGACCAUAUUCCGCUUCGGAAAGUCCCUGGCAGCUUCCUUCAAUCCGUCAAACUGGAAGAUAUGGUCAAAAUCGCAGGAUCCCCAAGUCCCCGACGACAAGGCCGAUGCCGAAGCUCAAGCCAAGUUGGAGAGAGCGUAUAGGGAAGUGAAGAACAUCGCACCCACCCCGGGGCGUCGAUUUGGUCCGGCUGGUGGUUCUGCCAUCUGGAGCAACCCGCGGUCAUCCGUGAACGCUUCAGGCGUCGAUAUUUCAGAGCAAGCACCACCAUCCCAGAAACGAUAUGGAAUGGUAUUCGACACCCCGCCACCCAUGGCAGGAUUCGGCGGCGACGACUAUUCUGCUCAACAGGGCACAAGCAAACUUUCCACCCCUGCCGACCUGUACUCCGUGCCAUCCCACCAGCUCUUGCACAGCAAUGAAAGCAGAUCAUCCUUCACCUACGGCUCUAUCGCCCCGCCGAAGUCGGUGAAGCAUAAACUCUCCCGCAAGGACCUCAGGGUGCAGCAGAAGCUCGUCAAACGCGUCAGCAACCUCGAGUCUAAACUCGAAGCUGCGCGUCUCGAGCUGGUGAAAUCACUAGGCACCACCGGCCUCCCGCCACCACAGGCCCGGGGUGGGAAAUCCCGAUUCAUUCCUGGGGCACUGUCAUCCCUCCCGUCGGAAUCUCUGUUGAAUGGGUACACCCACCAUAACGAGUCCACGCAAAGCUAUAUCGGCGCAGCCUUGACUACAGAUGACAAGAUCAGUCUCUCCUCAUCACGCAGCCAUGGCGAGACCCCCGGCCGUCCCAGCAUGUCCAGCUUCUCCUCGUCGGUUCGGGAAUAUCCAAACAGAGAGUCUCACAUCGCCGCAGCAGGCCAAGAUGACGCCGACCAAGCCACCCCUUCCAAGAAGCGAAAGAACAUGACCAAAACCUCCACCACAACCUCCACCUCCUCCCAUCCGUCAGAUGCAGACAGCACAAUCACCACCACGCCCGCCCCCAACCCCGCCAAAAAAUCCCGCAACCACAACAGCACUCCCCGCGAGAAACCCAGCCCCGAACUCCUCCUCCCCGACUCCAGCUCCUCCUCAGACCCCAGUUUCGAGAACGUGGACCCAGAGAAGAAAGCCGUCCUCGUGUCUGUCAGCGCCAAGCAGCAGGGGACGCCGAAGUUGAUUGUUAAGAAGCGUCUUCCGCUCGAGACGCAGGGGAGUAGGAUUCCACGCAAGGGGAGCAGGAAGGAUACGCCUACUGAGGGUGAAGUCGGGGAUGGGAAUGCUAUUACUGUCACUAGCGGCAAUGUUGGCCUCCAAGAGACGGAGGCGGGUGAGGGUCAGAUGAGACAGGGGACGGGGAAAUUGAAGAAGGUUGAUAAGACUAGGGUGAAGAGUACUGAGAUUGCGCAGGUGGAGAAGCAGGUUGAGGAGAAGACGAAGGAUACCAAGGAGAAUAUCCCAGCUGCGAGAGGGGGGAAAAUUACAAGUUCGACUUCGAUGGACAGUUUUGAGUGGGGGCCUGAUGUGUUUUAAACCCAUCGUCACUACAGAAAUCAACUCGUGUCAGGAGUUAAGGGGAAUGGUGGGGAAGGCAUAGAGGGGCGUUACGAAUGAUGGAUGAUAAACUGUACUGUACUGAUAAUAGCGGCAUUGCGCGUCGAUGGAGAUUUGAUGAUGAGGUAACGAGUUAUGUUCUGCUUAUUUACAAAUUGCGAAAGCUGGAGAGCGAGGUAUGGAUGGAGAGAUUUGUUUGGUAAUGGAGGGAUGAUGAGCAGAUGAAGGUGGACAAUGUGUGUAAAGCGUAGCGUAGCAAGCAAGCAAGCAUAGUUAAUAUUAUUUCGGUG